This is a messenger RNA of Trypanosoma cruzi, 273 nucleotides long. Its product is annotated as dynein light chain lc6, flagellar outer arm, putative. The record is from RefSeq and is a predicted model, not a curated record. Gene Ontology annotation, cellular component: dynein complex. Gene Ontology annotation, biological process: microtubule-based process. NCBI's taxonomy places the organism in Eukaryota, Euglenozoa, Kinetoplastea, Trypanosomatida, Trypanosomatidae. Bases 1 to 273 code for a protein of 90 amino acids. Gene Ontology annotation, molecular function: dynein intermediate chain binding; dynein light intermediate chain binding. The transcript has a single exon.
AUGACGCAGCUCUCCUCCGCCACGGUUAAGCUCGUAGAGAUGCCAAAAGACAUGGAGAACUAUGCAAUUCACUGCGCACAGGAUGGAUUCUCAAAGCUUUACACCGAAAAAGAUGUUGCAUCAUACAUCAAAAAUGAGUUUGAUAAGAAGUACGGCCCCACAUGGAAUUGUUUUGUUGGACGCAAUUUUGGCAGCUAUGUUACCCACGAGACGAAUCACUACAUUUACUUUUACAUGGGGCAAAUGGGAGUGCUCUUGUUCAAGUCUUCGUAG